AAAAAUCAUCGGAGUUUUCACACACAUACUACACUUCCCACUGCGUGUGUUCUUCCAAUCGAUGUCGUUCGUCCUUAACCUAUCUAAUCCAUCGAAAAACCAGACCUCUACCUCUUCGAUUCAGAGAAUUCUCAUCUAAUUGGCAGAAAUUAAUCAACCCAACAAGUGCGAGAAUUGUGAAGAUAGCGAUCGCGAAUAGAGGCAAAAUUGCGUGCAGGAUCGAACUGCCAAGAGGUUGGGGAUUCGAACCGUAGUUGUUUACAGUGUUGCAGAUGAGAGCAGCUUGCAUGUCUAGUCGUCUGAUGAAUCUGUUUCGCAUUGGAACCCCCGCCGGCUCGGCUCGGCUACUUGAGCGCUCCCUCCAUUAUCGAAGCCGCUUCCAGGACCCGCGCUCAGGUUUUGAGCACGAUGUGGCCCACCGUAUCGGUUUUGAGCACGAUGCGUCCACUACACGUAAGAAGGUGUUGGAUGCCCUAUCGCCGUUAUUCUUAGGUGUCGAUGAUGAUAAGAUCACCGUCGCUAAAGCCGUUUGCAAUAGCCCAACCGACCUCGACAUAUUUUUCGAAUUAAAUGAGUCCGAAAAGGGGGUUAUGGUUCGAAUGAUCCUCGAAGGUCUUUACUUCGGAUAGGUAGACUACCAUCCACUCACAAGGCGACGAAGAAAUUUUCCGUAUUCGGACUCCAUCUUGCGGCGUUAUUUGCAUUGAAGACAUUUUAUUUCUUCUUUAAUUUAAUUUUGUGGUGGACAUUAUAGUUGUCCAUUUGUGUGUCACAAAUAUAAAUUUUCUGUAAUAUGGCAGAUUAUAUUUCGUAAAUUUUCUACAAGUAUUUAGUGAAGUUUCUGUUAGUGUGGAGCUAAAAUGUCUAAUAUGGAUUCCAAAAAAAUCUGUUAUUUUGGAGCUACUGCUCCAUUUUAUUAGCUUCAUAUUUUGUAGAAACUAGAAGAUAUGAUAAUGACAUCUAACUGUUAUAUUAA
Erythranthe guttata (spotted monkey flower) is the source of this 976-nucleotide messenger RNA. NCBI's taxonomy places the organism in Eukaryota, Viridiplantae, Streptophyta, Magnoliopsida, Lamiales, Phrymaceae. The record is from RefSeq and is a predicted model, not a curated record.